GGAGCUGUCGGCCGUCCGAUUCUUGACCCAAAACCCAGAAAAUUUCUCUCUUCAUGCUGUUUUUGUGACACAUGCUCCACUUUAACCUGUCGUUUUCGUGUCGAGGACUCAACGCCAGCGUCAUUUGUCUCUCUCCAAGAUGUUUGUCACGGACAUACGGAAAGAAUUUUAUGAAGUUGUUGCCAACCAGAGAGUUGCACUCCUGGUCGCGUCAGAUAUCGAUGCUCUUUGCGCCUGUAAGAUCCUUCAGGCCUUGUUCCACUGCGACCAGGUUCAGUAUACUCUUGUACCAGUGACGGGAUGGCAGGACCUUGGCACUGCCUUCCUUGAACACAAAGACCAAUUUAAAUACUUUGUCCUCAUCAACUGCGGCGCCAACGUUGACCUCCUCGAGAUGCUGCAGCCCGAAGACGACUCCAUCUUCUUCAUUUGUGACACACAUCGGCCUGUAGAUGUGGUUAAUGUCUACAAUGACACUCAGAUAAAACUGCUGAUAAAACAAGACGACGACUUAGCUGUGCCCUCCUAUGACGAAAUAUUUCAAGACGGAGAGGAGGAGGAGGGAGAUGACUCCGGAAAUGAAAGCGGUGAUGGCUCCGAGCCGUCUGGCAAACGGAGGAGAUUUGAUGAAGGGGCCGUUGAGAGGAGAAUCGAGAGGCAACGUGAGAAGAGGGAGUGGGAAGCACGAAGGAGGGAAAUCUUAUUUGAGUAUGAGCAGUAUGAAUACCAUGGAACAUCUGCAGCCAUGAUGUUUUUCGAGCUUGCCUGGGUGUUGACUAAAGACACUAAAGACAUGCUCUGGUGGGCUGUCAUCGGGCUGACAGACCAGUGGGUUCACGACAAAGUCACACAUAUGAAAUAUGUAACAGACAUCGCCACUAUGCAGCGGCAUGUGUCCCGACAUAACCAUCGAAACGAAGAUGAGGAGAACUCUCUUUCCAUUGACUGCAUGAGGAUCUCCUUUGAGUACGACCUGCGUCUGACCCUCUACCAGCACUGGUCUCUGUACGAGAGCAUCAGUAAUUCAUGUUACACCUCCUGCCACUUCAAGCUAUGGACUUUAAACGGCCAAAAGAAGCUGCAGGAGUUCCUGGCUGACAUGGGGCUGCCUCUAAGGCAAGUGCGGCAGAAGUUCACCUCCAUGGACAUGUCAAUCAAAGAGAACUUGCGGGAAGUUAUCGAGGAGUCUUCCAAUAAAUACGGAAUGAAGGACAUCCGUAUCCAGACAUUCGGUGUCCACUUUGGCUUCAAGAACCGUUUCCUGGCUAGCGACAUGGUGCACGCUACCAUCGCUCUUCUUGAGAGCACAGAGAAAGAUGAGAGCGAGACAGACAACUUUAUCAAGGCUCUGGACUCUCUUUCAAGGAGCAACCUGGAAUGUCUACACUCAGGCAUGGACCUGGCUAAGAAGAAGCUGAUCGCCAUCCAGCAGACUGUCGCUAGCUGCAUCUGCACCAACCUCAUCUUGUCCCAAGGACCGUUUCUCUACUGCUACCUUAUGGAGGGCACCCCUGAUGUCAAGCUCUUUUCAAAGCCCAUGGCCUUGACUCUGCUCUCGAAGUACCUCCUUAAAGCAUUCGUCCAAUCAACGAGGAAUAAGAGGUGCAGGUUGCUUCCGCUCAUCAUGGCCGCUCCCAAAGAUGUGGAGAAAGGGACCGUCCUCGUCGUGGGAAUACCACCCGAGUCGGAAACAUCUGACAAAAAGAAUUUUUUUGGCAGAGCAUUUGAGAAAGCUGCAGAGAGCACCAGCUCCAGAACGCUGCAUGACCACUUUGACACAUCCAUUAUUGAACUCAAGACUGAAGACCGCAGCAAAUUCCUGGAUGCACUCAUAACCCUUCUGUCCUGAGGCAUUUCUUCUCCAAAUGAAUGUGAGUGUGACUGAGAUACAGUAUAUGAAUGAUGUCCACAUCAUAGAGCAGCACUAGUGAGAGUAUUUAGUUUUUCUUUCCUUUUUUUUCUCUUAAUGUUUUUAAUCAGAUUCUGUGUAUAUUGUACAGUAGGUUGUAAAUGUGUGGGUGUUUUAUGUCUGUGUGUCAGACUUUCAUUAAAUGUAAGAUUUUAAGCAUGUUUAAUAAACCACAAGGUCUUAAGUAACAAAAUGGCACUUAAAUAUUUCAAUUAGGUUGUUUCAGCCUCUUUUAAACACAAACCUGUGAUCAUCAAUAUUGACUAGUGUACCAGUGUAAAAUCAUUAACAGUUUAAUGCUUUAAUGCAUCUCAUCACCUCAAAGACAGAGUUGGUGAAAUGGAAUGAACGUGAUCUAAGCUCAGCUGAAGGCGAGCGUGCAUCCUCGGUACACACUCAAGCGAGAAUGCAGGUCAGGUGUCCUGGCGGUAAUUUGCUGCCGGCCCACAGCACCACUUGAAAGGAGAGGGUUAGGGUGGGGGGGCAUCCAGCGGCAUGACUGGUACAAUAAUUGCUUAAUACUCAUACAUAUGGUUAAUCCAGAGAAAGCUGCGUGAUCCUGAUCACUGGACACCAGAUCAAUCUUGUGAGAGCCAAUAAAAGAUUCAGCAUUUACAAAAAUCUUGUUUAUUGAUGGAUUGGAUAGUUUGAACUCAGAAAAGUAUUGGCUAACAAUAUUUUAAUUUUUUUAGCUGUAGUUUGAAAUAGUGUAGAGCUGAGGCAUCGUGCUUCUUUAAAUAUUUUAUUUUACCAACUACCGAAGACAAAUUCCUUGUGUGUUUUGGACAUACUUGGCAAAUAAAGAGGAUUCUGAUUCUGAUGUAGCUAAAUAAGAACCUAAAUAAAGAUAAUCAGUCAUUUAUUAGGAUGCUGUAUAGUGUUGGAGUACAGUGUUGGGCGUUUGACCAAGAGUUGGGGGGUAAAAUAUGUAGCAAGUCAAACAAGACUUCAUGCGUCACAAUCUCAUGAGACUUGAGCUCAGUGAGGACGAUACUGCUGAUAUGCGGGCUUCCUCUAGUAGUAUGCAAAAUAAUCGCUCAAUGAAAUACUAAAAUAAAAACAGAAUAAAUGAAAAUUAUCAAACCGAUGCCAAGAAAAUGAAGGGAGAUCUUUGUUUGUUUGUUUUUAAACAUUUUAUUCAGGUAAAAUGUUUCUUUAACUUGUGUGCAAUAUAUUUUAAUUGAAUCAUUCAAGUCCACUUUUUUUAUUCUGCUUCAUUUGGGUGCAGUGCUAAUGUUUUACUGCCUUUCGAUGUUACUUUUUACCACGAGUCAAACUUACUUACAAAUUGCUUUUUGUUACCUGCCUUCAGGCAUCUGCAAAUAAUUGUUUAGUUUAGUAAACUCUUCUCUUCAUACUUCCAUGACAGUUGGGAAUGUAAAAAAUGUGUU
Messenger RNA from Phycodurus eques (leafy seadragon), 3300 nucleotides. It is a transcript of the gene cdc45, whose product is annotated as CDC45 cell division cycle 45 homolog (S. cerevisiae). Gene Ontology annotation, cellular component: DNA replication preinitiation complex. The record is from RefSeq and is a predicted model, not a curated record. The transcript has 18 exons. Gene Ontology annotation, biological process: DNA replication initiation; mitotic DNA replication preinitiation complex assembly; double-strand break repair via break-induced replication. Gene Ontology annotation, molecular function: DNA replication origin binding; single-stranded DNA binding; chromatin binding. Lineage: Eukaryota; Metazoa; Chordata; Actinopteri; Syngnathiformes; Syngnathidae. Bases 140 to 1849 code for a protein of 569 amino acids.